CAACGAAACAUCAAGCAGUGAUGGAGGACGAAGAGAUGGACGAGGACGUCUUCUUAGACGAAACCCUCCUCCAUGAAGAAGAAGAAGCACUACUUCGCGACGCAGAUGAGCGACAAGCUAAACAAUUGGAGAUUGAUUAUGUGAUCGGAGAUAGUCACAAGGUGUUAAUGCCGAAAGCGUCUGGCCCAGCUGCUAUUCUCAGGAUAUUUGGUGUUACCAGGGAGGGACACAGUGUUUGCUGCCAUGUUCAUGGAUUUGAGCCAUAUUUCUACGUUAGCUGCCCCCCGGGCAUGGGCCCUGAUGAUAUCUCCCGCCUUCAUCAAAUUCUUGAGGUGAGGAUGAGGGAAUCAAAUAAAAACAGUAAAGUUCCCAAAUGUGUUCUACGGAUCGAGAUGGUGCAGAAGAGGAGCAUUAUGUAUUACCAACAACAGCAGUCUCAUCCUUUCCUUAAAAUUGUGGUUGCAUUGCCAACAAUGGUUCCCAUGGCUCUACGUUUCAUGAUUGAUUGUAAUAUUGUUGGAGGUAAUUGGGUUGAGGUUCCUGUUGGAAAAUAUGUGAAGACAGAAAAAAAUUUGUCCUAUUCCCAGCUGGAGUUUGACUGUCUGUAUUGCGACAUAAUAAGCCAUUCUGCUGAAGGGGAAUUUUCAAAAAUGGCUCCAUUCCGCAUCUUGAGUUUUGACAUUGAGUGUGCUGGUCGAAAAGGGCUCUUUCCUGAGCCCAAGCAUGAUCCUGUUAUUCAGGUGGCCAAUCUAGUCACUUUACAAGGGGAGAAUCAGCCAUUUGUGCGCAAUGUCAUGACCCUGAAGUCGUGCUCUCCAAUAGUUGGUGUUGACGUGUUGUCAUUUGACACAGAAAGAGAUCUUUUGCUUGCUUGGAGGGUAAUUUGUUUCUGUCUCAUUAGUAAGUUGCCAGUCCCCAAGGCAAAGGGUGUCAGGAUACUAUAUUCCAUGUACCAAGAACAACUUGGAACGAGGGAGAGUAAAGAAGUUACAAUUGAAGGGAGAGUUCAAUUUGAUUUGCUUCAGUGUAUGCAGAGGGAUUAUAAGCUAAGUUCAUAUUCAUUGAAUUCUGUUUCCGCACACUUUCUUGGAGAGCAGAAAGAGGACGUUCACCACUCUAUAAUAUCUGACCUUCAGAAUGGGAACUCAGAGACUAGAAGACGGCUUGCUGUUUAUUGCUUGAAGGUUAUCUAUGGGGACACUGAUUCAGUAAUGGUACAAUUUGGUGUGUCCAAUUGCCUUGGGAAGCCCAUCAAACUAGAGUUCGAGAAAGUUUAUUAUCCAUAUCUACUGAUUAGUAAGAAGAGAUAUGCUGGGCUCUUUUGGACAAAUCCAGAUAAGUUUGACAAAAUGGACACCAAAGGCAUCGAAACUGUUCGAAGGGACAACUGUCUACUGGUUAAAAACCUAGUGACUGAAUGUCUGCACAAAAUAUUAAUUGACCGAGACAUACCUGGUGCUGUCCAGUAUGUUAAGAACACCAUUUCAGAUCUUCUUAUGAACCGCAUGGAUUUGUCACUUUUGGUUAUAACUAAGGGUCUGACAAAAACAGGCGAUGAUUAUGCAGUAAAGGCAGCACAUGUUGAACUUGCUGAACGUAUGAGGAAGCGAGAUGCUGCCACGGCUCCAGAUGUUGGGGAUCGUGUUCCAUAUGUCAUCGUCAAAGCUGCAAAAGGUGCAAAGGCAUACGAGAAGUCAGAGGAUCCAAUAUAUGUACUGGAGAAUAACAUUCCGAUAGACCCUCAAUACUACCUCGAAAAUCAAAUUAGCAAGCCGCUUUUGAGAAUUUUUGAGCCGAUUCUAAAGAAUGCAAACAAGGAACUUUUCCAUGGCAGUCACACUCGAUCUGUUUACAUUUCAACUCCCUCUAACAGUGGUAUAAUGAAAUUUGCUAAAAAACAGCUCAGUUGCCUUGGAUGCAAAGCUCUAAUUAGAGAUGCAGACCAUGCUCUCUGCUCACACUGCAAGGGAAGGGAAGCAGAACUGUAUUGUAAAACAGUUGAUAAUGUGCGUGAGUUGGAGACGCUUUUUGGGAGGCUAUGGACACAGUGCCAGGAGUGUCAAGGCUCUCUUCACCAGGAUGUGCUUUGCACGAGUCGGGAUUGUCCCAUAUUUUAUCGGAGAAAGAAGGCACAGAAGGACAUGGCUGAAGCUAAGAUGCAAUUGGAUCGGUGGAAUUUUUGACCCCAUCAUUCAGUAAUGCUCAUGUUCUCUAAUACCAGUAAUGACCCCAAAUGCCAGAGCUCUUGUUGCAUGCAUCCUGGCAUUGGUUAUUCUACUUGUGAAGGACGGUUCUGCCAACGGAUGGAAUGCUUCAGAGAUAAUUUCAGAGAUAUGCUGCUCAGAAUUAAUUCACUGGCAUUAAUUUGUGACAUAUCACAGAAUCACCCAGCUUCCUUUGAAAUUCUGAGUAGUGAAAAAUGCAGGCAUAAACACUUGUAUGGUGUAAAGGGGGGGGGGUGAAUAUUGUGAGCUGAUGUUUCUCUGCAGAUGUCUUAACCGUUGUUUGUUAACUGAGGGUACCUUGGUUUCUUGGAUCAGUUGUACCUAAGACCUCUUGUCUGCCCAUCUAGAAUUAGUCAGUUAUUUGUUUAUUUUUGGUUUAAGUUGUAAAACUACUAUUUGCGGAGUAUGUAUAUAAGUCGAGUCUCAACUACUCAUGUUAGCAAAUGACUGAUGCUAAAGAGAGCCAUUGUACCUUUUCAGUAAAUCUUGGGGCUUGAUGUUGAUAA
Messenger RNA from Macadamia integrifolia, 2731 nucleotides. Its product is annotated as DNA polymerase delta catalytic subunit. Gene Ontology annotation, biological process: DNA replication proofreading; DNA-templated DNA replication; nucleotide-excision repair, DNA gap filling. Gene Ontology annotation, cellular component: delta DNA polymerase complex. Lineage: Eukaryota; Viridiplantae; Streptophyta; Magnoliopsida; Proteales; Proteaceae. Gene Ontology annotation, molecular function: 3'-5'-DNA exonuclease activity; nucleotide binding; DNA-directed DNA polymerase activity. The record is from RefSeq and is a predicted model, not a curated record.